CGCGCUGGUGGGUAAGUAUGUAUACCUAGGUACCUAGGUAUCGACACCGGAACCGGCACCCGACCAAAGAGGUUAGCCCCGCGGCCCCAAAAUAAAUCACGGCUCCUCUUUUCAUCACCUCUCCAUGGUUUCCACGGUGCCACUGAGCGCCUAGACUCUCUCCCACCUCGCUUUUUUUCUACGCCCAACACCAUCCAAUAUUCCACCGCUCAAUCAUCCCAUAUCGUGCUGCAUACCUCAGGUGCGCAGACGCGGGGCCGUUGUCAUCCACUCAUCCAUCUAUCGCUUCACCCCUUCAGGUGCAGCAAAACCCUGACCAGGGUACCUACCUAGAUAGUUAUCAUGUCAGUCAUCAGGGGCACAUUGACUGGUGCAACGAGCAUGUCACGUGUGUUUCUAUUGAUUCUUCCAGAACCAGCCAGUCAAUCAAAACCCGUCCAUCCAUUCAUCUCAGUUGGACAGACAUGGUCACUGACCACUGCCCAUCACCCCAUCCCACCUGAAUCGUCACACCAAAUCAUAUCAUCGCUUGCUCUCGCGGCUGCACGUCCCAACCAGUACUGAGUGAGGGAUCCCCAAGCAAACGUCCUCCUCCAGGCGUUCAGGUACCUCGACACAUGCAGCUGCUGCCGGUAAUCAUUGCCUGCCUGGGUCACCACGCCCGUUAUUAGUCUUUUGCUUCCUGCAUGAGCGCCGCAGCCUCCUCCCCACACGGUACCACCAAAACAAAUAAUUUCCGCCCAGUGGAGACGGUCAUCCAGUCUUGUCACAAGUACUGACUUCUAUGCCUAUGCCUUGCCUUGCCUUGCCCUUGAGUACCUAGGUACUUACUCAGCCAUACAUGCUACUCGGUGCAAUGUACCCCAGAGUCCAUAGCCACAAUAGAACCUCGUAUGCACCCUCACUCCCAUCGGGAAAAAAAAACUUCACGGCCGCUGGCAGCUUACUUCAAAUGGCCCAUCAAGCGCAUAAAAGAUUGGCCGGAGCGGCAGGCAGGGUUGCGCUAUGUACCCAGGAGUAGUCAGCCGUCAUGUGUGCUUUUGGAGGGGCAACAACUUGUUUCGCGCCUCCAAGCUAUCGCAGAACGCCAAACUAAAAUCAGCAACCUAUGCUACACCCAGUACAUACAGCUUCGAACAUCGUGAUUGUCAUUCCAUCGUUGACACCCUCCCCAGCUGAGACUCCCAAUAUCAUCCACUACUCUACGGUGCCCAUAUACAUCGCUCACUCAACAUUCCCCCCCACUGCGCCUCUGCCUACGCGUCACUGCUCCAACAUCCAUACUAGUUGAUCGGCGACCAAGCCGAGCUUCGCCUUCAUCUUCAAGUGUCCUCUCACCUUCAUCGCGCUGGGCUUCUCGUGUUUGCGCUGAUAUAUAAGUAUUGCUACCCUUUGUUGCACACUGCCAACAAGAAAUGACGUCGACUCCGCCCCCACCAUACUCGGAAUACACUGGUGAAAGGGAUGCACCUGCUCCCCCACCAUUACCUCCACGCCUUCGUAGCAACAAUGCCAUCCCUCCGCCUUCAGUCGAACCUUCGCUCUCUGCCAUGUCGGCUACUGACCCGCGAUCUUCGUCAUCUCAGUCCUUGGUGCCGGAAAGUUCAGAAAGGGACGGUCGUCGUCGUUUACUCUUAGUCUACAUUCAUGGAUUCCAGGGCGACGAAACAAGCUUCAGGAGCUUUCCCGCUCACCUCCACAACAUGGUCACCAUCACCUUGUCAGACUCCCAUGUUGUUCACACCAAAAUAUACCCCAAGUAUCAGUCUCGUUACGCCAUUGCACAAGCCAGGGAUAACUUCUCAAACUGGCUUGCUCCACACGAAGAUCAAUGGACCGAUGUGAUACUUCUCUCCCAUUCUAUGGGCGGUCUCAUUGCCGCUGAUGUGGCUCUGCUAUUCCGACAUCGGAUCAUUGGAACCAUCGAAUUCGACGUCCCGUUUUUGGGCAUGCACCCUGGAAUCGUAAAAGCAGGACUGGGGAGCAUCUUCAAGCCUUGGCCGAUGCCCGACGAGACGGCUUAUGAGCAAUCUCAAUCCAACGGGAGCAAGCCAAGCCGAAUGAACACCCUGUUCAACCCUAAGCCAUCAGAUCCAAACUUCAACCCGUCCUUCCACAACGAUGUCCACUUACCCGUCAGAAAGGGCUGGGAAAAUACUCUCCAUUGGUUCAACAAGCACUCCAAUGGGAUCCGAGAGGCUGGUAAAAACCUGGUUUCGACACAUCUCGAAUUUGGUGGAGCCAUGGCAGACUUUAGUUCGCUCAAGGCCCGAUAUGCCAAGAUUCGAGCAUUGGAAGAGGACGACGAAGAACUGAGACGGUCUGUAAAUACAGGGCAUCCUCAUCCGCCCCGAAUCCGAUUCGUCAACUACUGGACCGCGAGUUUGGGAAGGCCAAAAAAAAGCAAAUCUCCAAAGCUCCCGCAGUCGCCCUCAGCUUCGACAAUGGACGUCCCACAGUCGCCCCCGGCUUCACAAAAUGAUGCCGCACAAUCUCUUCCACCUUCUACUGAGAAUGCCUCGCCUCUUGAUGUAAAGCCAGUGGAUACUUCAACGAUCGUUUCUACCGAAGAUGCCGCACCUCUUGAUUCAAAGCCAGUAGAUACUUCAUCGCUCGCUUCUACCUCGCAACUAUCGCUAAGCACCGACGAAUCCAGUCUCAGGCAGAUAAGUCCAAGGAUAUCUGUCGAGCAGCAUGUCGAAGGCGAAGUGAUACCUGUUACACCCCAAGAGCCUCCAUCUGCGACUGUCGAGCACACUGCAGACGGAAACAGUCGACCAGAACUUCCCGAAAUCCCACCGAUACCACAAGAACCACCAUUUGUUGAUUUGACGGAAUUCCCCGAUAGAGCGCACCGUCGGGCAGCUGAAAAGGAGCAUGAUCAAGCCCUUAAAAUGUAUCAUCAGGCUGUCAAGGCUAGGAACAAAGUCAUCAAUGAACGGGACAAGAUUGAAGAGAAAUGGGAAAAACAACAACGCAAGCAGCAGCAGCGUGAGGCUUCCAAUCUUGCCAAGCAACAGAAGGAGAAACAGAAGCAAGAGGACAAGGAAGACAGGGAAAGGGAGAAACAGGAGGAGAAAGAAGACGCAGAGAAGAGGCACGAGAACAGCCAAUACGAAACCGGCCUCGAAGCAGACGUGGGCGCAGUGCAGCUGGGCGAUCCGCGACCUUCGCAAAGCUCAAACAGCCCUUAUGGGAACUUCACCUUCUCCAGAAGCACCGUCAUGAACCAAGCCGACCCUAGCGAACAACGAGCCAUGCAAUCCAGGCCUUCCUAUAACGACUCAAUUCGCUCCGACUCCGUUUAUUCUCUUGGUACGGUCAGUAAUGCGGAUUCGCAUACGAACCCUGCCGAGCCUGCAAAGAAACGGCGGAUCCGCAAGUUUUGUAUACUCCCAUCCAAGGACGCAAACGGCAACAGAGACCCGACCUGGAUCAAGGUGGACAUGGGGGAGAUUGAUGAAGUGGCAGCACACACCACGCUAUUCUUCCUCUCUGACAGGUAUGAGCAGUUAGUAGGUGACGUGGGCGCGAGGAUAGAAGACUGGGUUCGGGAAGCGGAUGGCUUGAGAGCGGCACGAGAGAUGGAAGGCCUGUUUUGA
This is a messenger RNA of Periconia digitata, 3602 nucleotides long. The record is from the annotation of a GenBank genome assembly. Lineage: Eukaryota; Fungi; Ascomycota; Dothideomycetes; Pleosporales; Periconiaceae.